CAGAGCAGGCACUGACGUGCAUAUUUGCACGUUCUUUUUUUUGAGUAAAUGCUUCGGCAGAUCGCGGGCAGAAGGACAGAAAAGCAGAGAAACACAGAGAGAAGGAAAGAGCUGAACCGACUGGGUUGGGGAGAGAAACAGAAGGGUAAAGCAGAGUGGGAAAAAGGCACAUUAUUAGAGAACACCACCAGCUUUCUGGUCCCUACUUGAUUGACCGACUAUAAAGAGAAAACAUUUUAGAAGAUAGGAGCAAAAAAAAAAUUGUGUUUGUGGGAGAGAGACAGGAAAAAAAAGACUUAAAAUGUCAGUUUCCAUUGUAGAAGACGAGAGCUUACAUGGUUCAUGGGUGGAACUGAACUAUAACCAGCACAGCAGCCCCAGGGUCUUGGAGCACAUCCCCUCAUCAAGUUCCAUCCACAAUGGUGACAUGGAGAAGAUCCUGCUGGAUGCACAGAAUGAAACGGAAAAGAACAGUUCACGAGGCAGCUCCCACUGUGACAGCCCUCCAUUACUGAUGAGCCCCCAGACGUCUCACAUUCCCACCGAGUUUGAGACUGGAAGCGUCGGAGAUACCAACAGUACUCAGUCUGAUGAAGAGAGCCAGGAGAGGAAUGGAGAGAUUGAGAAAUUACUGAGGAACAAUGCGGAGUGGAUCUGGUACUGGUCCAGUCGACCAGAAAAUGUACCUCCAAAGGAAUUUGCCUUCAAGCAUCCAAAAUAUUGUUCGAGCCUGAGUGUACGGAAGACAGGCGUGAUGAAGAAAGGAGGGAUCUUCAGUUCCGAGUUUGUAAUGUUCCUCCUCCCAUCUCUCCUGAUCACUCACCUGUUAACGCUGGGAGUGGGAAUAUACAUCGGCAAGCGAUUGGCUGCGUCGUCGGCGAGUACCUUAUAAAAAAAACCUCCAGGAAGAUUGGAUCGCGCCCGAUAAAUGGCGGAGGUUUGACAUCGAACUCCUCACUCGUCCCUCGGUUCAACGGAUAUCGGCAGCAGCUGUGAUGGAAGUUACAGUGAUUCGAAGCGUUUUCUCAGUUACCCCGUUUCGACCCACUGUGACUUCUUGUUUGUUCCCUCCUCCCCUGUAAUUGUCCUCAUUGUGUACAAGCUAUCCUCAGCAGCGCGGGUAGUUGGCUUUAGACUGCGCUGCUGUUCCUCAGCUCUUGCUGGUGCAGGCGGAAUCUAUCUUAGUAACACGUGUCUUGCACUCGGACCGUCUGCCGCAGGAUUUGUGUAGAGCCUGUGUGCGCGCCUGUGCACCCAGGUGAACAUAUGGCCAUGUGUGUGCACUUCCCUCCUGUAUCCAAGUCCUGGAAAACCUGUUUCCCCAGACCCUGAGUCAUUUUAUCCGAGAGUUACAAAUGUCAGUUGGUCCCUCUCCACGUCAACACCAACGCAUCUUGACAAUGCCUCUGUUUGCCUUGCACUGCCAAGAAAAAGAAAUCAGCUUCACUUUCACCACAGCUCAGUAUUCCAGAAUGUCAGCCGACUUGUUUGGAAAUCCAUGAUGCUGUCACGGUAGCGGCUAGGAAAGCAGGUUAAUGAUUAUACAUUUCUUUUUAAAAAAAAACAAAAAUGCGACAAAAAGCAGUUUCAAGGGCAAUUGGGGAUGAGCAAUAAAUGCUGUUGCAGUCCUGCAACCGAAUAGAAGUUAAAGUAUAAAAUCAGAAAGUUCAAGUUGAGCCAUUUGGAAGUGAACCCGAGAAAAAUGAUCAUCUCGCGUAGGUCGGAGAGAAUAGUGGAGGGUUUCAGGUUAAUAGUCCACCUGCAGACCAUUGAUGCAGAGGUUAGAUUUUAUUGCUGUAUCUCCCUGCUGUAGAAUGGGAGUUUGGCUGAUAAUAGAAUGGUUUGUAUAAUCAAUCAAGGAUGCUCUGUAACUCUUUUAGCAGCAAAGUGAAAGUGGAUUGCCGCACUGAAGCCAGAUAGUAUACUUCUAAGCACUGCUGAUUGAUUGGCCGAUGAACCCAAAAUGGCUGAACCCUGACCAUGAAUUAAACCUUAAGAUCUAUAAAGCUUCAUGGUACAACCCUGCUGUGACCAUGAAACCCAUUCCUAGUCAACCCCACGUUGGAGGUCAGCUCCUGGGACCGUGGUAAUUCUGAUACAGCUGUGAAAUCUGUCACAUUGUGUCAUUCCAUUUUAAAACUCACUAGGGUCACUUGCUUCUUUUCCUUGCUCUGCUCAAGGCACUUCGUCGUGGGCACAGUAACAAGUGGCUGGAUAGGGUCAGGACCAUGUUACACUCCACGUUUUUGAUUUGGGGACUAAAGUGAUUCCUGGCUCCCACAGAAGGCAUUCCCAAGUGAGUGACUUUAAGCAGUUGGAGUAAGUCUCUUUGUUUCGACUCAGAGCUCACCCUCCCCGGUUUACGGAAGACCAUUUGAUCGACUCAGGGACUACAUUUUUCCUCAUCCCUUAACAACGAAGGGUCUGCUGCUUUAGUGGCAGUGCUUCUAGCUGGAAUUGAAACUGCGAGCUGAUAGAAAAGAAAUCCUUUGUUUAGGCUCUUUCACAACCUAGGGCACCUUAGAGCUACUUUUGUAGUCAUUGUACUAAUGUGGGAAACCGAUUGCGCACAGCAAGAUCUCACAAAGAGCAAUGAGAUAGUGUCUGCGAUGUGCUUUUUAGCGGUUUUGUUUAGGGAUUAAUAUUGACCAGAGUGCAAUACUCCCUGAUCUUUGAAAUGAUGCCACAAAACCGACUGCUUCCCAAACAACACCUCUGAAAGUGUGGCACUCCCUCAUUACCGCACUGGUGUGUCUGCCGAGAUCUGACACUCAAGUCUCUGGGGUGGGUCUUGAACGCACCACCUUCCGGAUCAGAGGUAAGGGUGCACCGUUACCUACUGAACCGCAACUAAAAAGGUAUCUAACCAACAACCUUAGCCCCCUGCUUCUGUCACCACAACCCAGGGCCUGAGCAGAUUUCACUUAGUCCCUGAGGAUGAUAGCUGUGUAGUAUUUCCUGCAUGCCUAGUAUAGGGGGUCAUUUGGCAAAGUUGGCUCACUGGCUGGGUUGCAAUGCAGAGUGAUGCCAACAGCAUGGGUUUGAUUCCUGCACCAGCUGAGGUGCCCAUGUAGGUCUUUUAUUCUCAACCUUGCCUGAGAUGUGGUGACCCUCAUGUUAAACUCACCACUCAGUUGUGUGUCUCUCUCUCUCUCUUUCUCUGUCAUGAGAGAACAAUCCUAUGGUCCACUGACAUUAUAGCAACUGCAACAAUACUUGGCUGAUAGCUGUCUGGUGUUUCCUGUAUUCCUACUGGCUUCAUGAUGUGGAGGUGCUGGUGUUGGACUGGCGUGGGCAAGGUCAGAAAUCACAUGAGACCAGGUUAUAGUCUAACAGGUUUAUUUGAAAACACAAGCUUUCAGUGCCUCAGUCCUUCAGUUGUUAAUGAGAGAGAUAGUAUCAGACACAGAAUUUAUAAGUAAACGAUCAAAGGUUCACACCAUUGAGGAUGUACUAAACAAACCUAAGAUGCUGUUAAAUCUUUAAUCAGUUAGCAUGUUUUAAUUGCUUAAUAUGUAUAUGUAAAUCCCCAAAUUCCUUUCAAGUCACUGUCAUGAGAGAACUAAAGGUUUUAUCAGUGUAAAGAAGAGGUCAGACAAUGCAUGAUCGGUGUGAGACCUUGUUUCGAAACAGUGUUUUAGUUUGGAGUCAGACAGGUUUUAUUUCUAAAGUAGGAAUUUAUAAAAUACCAUAUUGACUGACUGUCUAUAAAUUGUGUGCUUUUUGAACAAAAUAAAAUGUAUCUGCAAAAUAAAUUCCAUAGAUUCACGUGUGUGUGUGUGAGAGCAAGUAAGUGAGUGAGGGGGAGAGUGAGUGCGUGCGCGCGCGUGCGCGAAGUGGGGAGAGUGUGUGUGUGUGUGUAUAUGCGUGUGCGAGAGAAGGGGGAGAGUAUGUGUGUGUGUGUGUGUGAAUGUAUAGUGUGGUGGGGGUCACCUGUAGUGCACCUCCUAACUGAUUAAAGAUUUAACAGCAUCUUAGGUUUGUUUAGUACAUCCUCAUUAAUGGUGUGAACCUUUGAUCUUUUACUUAUAAAUUCUGUGUCUGAUACUACCUCUCUCACUAACACUUGAAGAAGGACUGAGGCACCGAAAGCUUGUGUUUUCAAAUAAACCUCUUGGACUAUAACCUAGUGUCGAGUGAUUUCUGACUACUGGCAUCAGGGAGACCUCCAGGUAAUGGCGAUGACCUACCUCCAUGACAAAGAUGGUCAAGCUCAACAUGAAGCAGCCGUCAAACUUUCAUGUGUGUAUAACUCCACAUCCUUCAACUAUUCUGAAAUGAACAAUAGUCAUUGAAUUUAGCUCAAACCAAUUUUUUUGCAUCAAUUAAACAAGUAUAAUUAUAUCAUCAUUAAAAUAUUUUCAGUGAACCUGGCAUUUGACUACUGUCCACCACCGUGAGUAUUUACAGGUAUUAGAUGAGGGUUAUUUGACUCAUUUUAGCUCAGAAUUCUCCUAAGAAUUCAUUUGUAAAAUGCCAGCAUGACUUUUACCUCCAGUACUGUAUCCGAGAGACACUUUUUAUUUGAGACAUUUCUAAGUUGCUCUUAAAUCAGCAUUUUACUAAGAUUGAUCCUAUGUUAUCUGGUCCCAUUCCCAAUACCGCAGUUUCUGCCUUUUGCAAUAUGGCUUGCUCCAAUUUCUGAGGCGUUGCCAUCCAUCUGCAUUUGAAAACUGAAAGGUCCAAGUAUCUCCAGUCUCUUAUUUCUUAAAAAGAACAGCUGUCCCAUAACUAGCGUUCAGUCUAUGUGCCCAGAGUCUGCACUGCAUCUGAAGUGUGAAGAUUUUCACCGUCUCUCUUUAACAAAGACCUCGACCUAAUUAAUUUAGGAAUGAAAUCAGGAAGAGUUUUAUCCACUUUAUACACAUUAGUGACUGGACUUGGGAAAAAUUUCCAAAGCUCUUCAGGAUGAAAAAUGCUUGAGCAAAAUAGUGGGAUCUUCAAUAUCUAAGCUCCAAUCAUUUGAUUACUCACCAGAAACCUCAUUGGAUGAGGGCACUCCAUUAUGGUGUAUGAGCAGAGAUCCCUUUUUAAUUAUUAAUGACUGGAAUUAAGUUUUGCAAUUAAAAGAUCUGUAAAUAUGCUUCAGCUUAUAACCCCCCAGUGUAAAAAGUAAUUAAACCUGAGCAGU
Messenger RNA from Rhincodon typus (whale shark), 5131 nucleotides. RefSeq names its product BCL2/adenovirus E1B 19 kDa protein-interacting protein 3-like. Gene Ontology annotation, cellular component: mitochondrial outer membrane; nucleus; mitochondrial envelope. Bases 302 to 892 code for a protein of 196 amino acids. The transcript is spliced from 6 exons. Gene Ontology annotation, biological process: positive regulation of apoptotic process; mitochondrial outer membrane permeabilization. NCBI's taxonomy places the organism in Eukaryota, Metazoa, Chordata, Chondrichthyes, Orectolobiformes, Rhincodontidae. The record is from RefSeq and is a predicted model, not a curated record.